AUGAAGAACCUCCUCAUCUUCACCCUCUUCCCCAUUUCAGGUUUAUCUGUCGUCUUCAUCUUCAUCAUCAUCAUCAUCACUGUCUUCGUAAUUCUUCUUCUGAUUGGUGGAUUUUCCACAUUCUUCUACAUACUGAGACGCAACAGAGCGCUAAACUCCACAUUGACCAGCCAAAACCAAGGAACAAACAACACGGAUGAUUAUGAAAACGAUCCACCUCGAACCAACAUCAGAAUGGGUCCAGUCUACCACAACCUAAACCCCAACACCAACCAGCCCGAUCCACUCUACCAGAGUCUGAACCACAACACCAACCAAUCAGAUUCAGUCUACCAGAGUCUAAACCCCAACGCCAACCAAUUAGAUUCAGGCUACCAGAGAGAAAGACCACCAGUUAAACCAACCACCACUAAAAUACCAACAGCAGAAACGUCCAGGAGAUCUUCAACACCGACACCAGCUCCCACCACCUCUCAGGAACCACGUUCAGGAGGAAAAACACCACCAGUAAUACCAACCACCACUAAAAUACCAACAGCAGAAACAUCCAGGAGAUCUUCAACACCGACACCAGCUCCCACCACCUCUCAGGAACCACGUUCAGGUUUAUCUGUCGUCUUCAUUCUUAUCAUCAUCAUCACUGUCUGUGUGACGCUUCUGCUGAUUGGAGGAUUUUCCACAUUCUUCUACAUACUGGGACGCAACAGAGCGCUAAACUCCGCCCCGACCAGCCGACAGCAAGGAAUAAACAACAUGGCUGAUUAUGAAAAUGAUCCACCAAGAAACCGGAACAUCAACAUGGGUCCAAUCUACCACAACUUGAACCCCAACAUCAACCAAUCAGAUCAUGUCUACCAAAGCCUGAACCCCAACACCAACCAAUCAGAUUCAGUCUACCAGACCCUAAACCCCAACACCAACCAAUCAGAUCAUGUCUACCAGAGCCUGAACCCCAACACCAACCAAUCAGAUUCAGUCUACCAGACCCUAAACCCCAACACCAACCAAUCAGAUUCAGUCUGUCAGACUGGUGGUCAUAGAUUCAAUACAUUCCAUCACAUGGUCCUCAAUCUGAUGGAAAUGUAAAUGGUUUGAUACUAAAAUACAUGAAUUACAUAGUAUUUACUGGGUAAACUGUAUAUCCAGGAUGAAAAUUCACUCUGCUUCUGUGGUCUGAGACAUGAUUGGUCUGGAAAAAUGGGCGCGGGUCUACCAAAUAUCUGCCUCUGGUCUUCAUUGCACAGAUUUAUAUUCAUCUUUUUACUG
This is a messenger RNA of Astyanax mexicanus (Mexican tetra), 1266 nucleotides long. RefSeq names its product glycoprotein gp100-like. NCBI's taxonomy places the organism in Eukaryota, Metazoa, Chordata, Actinopteri, Characiformes, Acestrorhamphidae. The record is from RefSeq and is a predicted model, not a curated record. The coding region runs from base 1 to 1086 and encodes 361 amino acids. The transcript is spliced from 9 exons.